Molecule: messenger RNA, 1112 nt
Organism: Gossypium raimondii (Peruvian cotton)
Lineage: Eukaryota; Viridiplantae; Streptophyta; Magnoliopsida; Malvales; Malvaceae
Product: MADS-box protein SVP
Exons: 9
Coding region: 187-855 (222 amino acids)
Biological process (GO): positive regulation of transcription by RNA polymerase II
Cellular component (GO): nucleus
Molecular function (GO): protein dimerization activity; DNA-binding transcription factor activity, RNA polymerase II-specific; RNA polymerase II cis-regulatory region sequence-specific DNA binding
Source: RefSeq, a predicted model, not a curated record
AAUAGUUAAAUCUUUCCUUUAUUGAGCCAGCAAAUUUACGCCCAGCAUCCUCUUUCUCUCUCCAUCUGGGUUUUUAACUUUCUUUAAUUGGGAGCCUUUUGCUUUCUUUUAUCGAACUUCAAGCUUCCAAAUUCAGAACCAAAUACCAGUUUCUUUAUAAGGAAGAAGAUAAUAUAGUGAAGAAGAAUGGCAAGGGAGAAGAUCAAGAUCAAGAAGAUUGACAACUUGACUGCAAGGCAAGUGACUUUUUCUAAGAGAAGAAGAGGGCUUUUCAAGAAAGCUGAAGAGCUUUCAGUUCUUUGUGAUGCUGAGGUUGCUCUCAUCAUUUUCUCGGCAACUGGGAAACUAUUUGAAUUCGCUAGCUCCAGCAUGAAAGAUACUUUGGGAAGAUAUAAUUUGCACUCCAGCAAUAUCAACAAAUUGGGCCAACCUUCUCUUGAUCUCCAGCUGGAGAACAAUAACAACAUACGAUUGAGCACGGAAAUAGUUGACAAGACCCACCAAUUAAGGCAGAUGAGAGGGGAAGAUCUUCAAGGACUGAACAUUGAGGAAUUGCAGCAACUAGAGGGGAUGCUUGAAUCUGGACUUAAAUGCGUUUUGGAAACCAAGAGCAAUCGGAUUAGGAACGAGAUCUCUUCACUUGAAACUAAGGGAGCGAGGUUGUUGGAAGAGAACAAGCAACUUAAAGAGAAAAUGGCAACAUUGUACAAGAGAAAAAGAGAUUCAGAUGUUGUUGGGGAAGAAGGUGUGUCAUCAGAAUCUGUUACAAAUGUUUGCAGUUGCAGCAGUAGCUGCCCUCCAUUAGAGGAUGAUAGCUCUGAUACUUCUCUUAGAUUAGGGCUUCCUUUCACUUAGCCAAAGCAAAUGAGAAGAGAUGAAGUAUAUUGAAUAAACAGUUGGCCUUUGUAAGAUUAUUCAUAUUAUUAUAUAUGUAAGGUGGAAUUUUAACCCAAGUUAUGUUUAUUUGUGAAAUAAAUGUACCCGAAGAAAGAUUAAAAUGAGAUGUUUGUAAAUUUAGGGUUUAUUGAUUUUAGUGUAUGUGUAUUGUAUUAAGGGAAAAUAAGUCAAAUAUACAGACGAAAUGUGGAGAAAAGUUAUUUAUUUAUUUUUUU